AUGGAAGAGCACCAUGUCUACCCGCACUCAGUGCUUGGCUUCCGAGCCAAGUUGGGAACGCAAGACGCCAUGCUCCUGAUCAAACGAGAAGUCCUUGACCCACCGGGCGGGACUCCAAAGAAUGACAACCGAGCGAUCUUGGGCCUGGACCUGCAGAGCGCCUUCGACAACAUUAGACACUCGUCGGUCCUGGCUCAGGUGUCCCGCCUGGGGCUGGGCGCAAGAUCUUACAACUACAUCAGAGCCUUCCUCUCUCGCCGCACGGCCAGGCUGGAAGUGGGAGAAACGAAGCUCGAAGAACGAGAGCUGGGCAGUGUCGGGACCCCACAGGGCUCGGUCAUCUCCCCGUUCCUGUUUAAACAUUGUCAUGAUCGAGGUGGCCAGGCGUCUGGAGGCGCUGGGCCCGGGGAUACGACACUGCCUCUACGCCGAUGA
Rhipicephalus microplus (southern cattle tick) is the source of this 435-nucleotide messenger RNA. RefSeq lists its product as uncharacterized. The record is from RefSeq and is a predicted model, not a curated record. NCBI's taxonomy places the organism in Eukaryota, Metazoa, Arthropoda, Arachnida, Ixodida, Ixodidae.